This is a messenger RNA of Cyprinus carpio (common carp), 1102 nucleotides long. RefSeq names its product H-2 class II histocompatibility antigen gamma chain. The record is from RefSeq and is a predicted model, not a curated record. Gene Ontology annotation, cellular component: basement membrane; membrane. Gene Ontology annotation, biological process: cell-matrix adhesion; immune response; intracellular protein transport. NCBI's taxonomy places the organism in Eukaryota, Metazoa, Chordata, Actinopteri, Cypriniformes, Cyprinidae. Gene Ontology annotation, molecular function: macrophage migration inhibitory factor binding; MHC class II protein binding.
CUGAAGAAGUCCUGAAAAACGGGUUCUAGAGGCGCAUAAAACCUUUCAGUAUUGGAGACAUAAACACACAUACAGAAAGUGAUGGAUGAGCACCAGGACCAGGCGCUUUUUCAGCGUGUGCCAAGCCAAGAGACCGUCGUGAACCGCGGUGGCACAGGGGGCUCUAAUGGAAAGGCGCUGAAGGUGACCGGACUGACGGUUCUGGCCUGUCUUCUGCUGGCGGGACAGGCGCUGACCGCGUACCUCGUAUGGGGUCAGAAGGAACACAUCAGCGCUCUGACCACCGGCCAGGAGAAGCUGAAGACGGAGCUCACCAGAAAGAUGUCCGGUGCUCCUCCAAAGGCCAUGCAUCUUCCCAUGAAGAGCAUGCCGCUGCUGAAGGAUUUCUCUGAUGACUCCUCUGACCAGACCUCCAAGAAGAGCAGCGUUCCUCUCACUAAACUGCAACCAAUUUUCACAAACCAGAAAGAGGGCAGUGGACAACUGGAUGCUUCCAGACUGAUGCCAAAGCAGAUGCAGCUGCCAAUGAGGAGCCUCCCACUGCUGAUGGACACGGAUGAUGACGUGAAGAGAACCCCUCAAUCACCUGUUGAGGUUCAGAGUAAGUGUCAGCUGGAGUCUCAGAAGCAGAUGAAACCCGGGUUCUACAAGCCUCAGUGUGACGAGCAGGGCAACUAUCUGCCCAUGCAGUGCUGGCACAGCACCGGAUACUGCUGGUGUGUGGAUAAAAACGGCAACGAGAUCCCGGGCACAAGCGUCCGUGGUAGAAGACCCGAUUGCAGUUAAGUGUGAAUCAGCACGUCCAGCGAUAAAGAGAAAAACUCCUGUCUCCUGUUUCAGUUCCUGAGUAUGAUUCAGUCAUCAUGGAUGAUAUUCGAUGGGAAUAAUCCAAUAACCUUCCUACUAAAGAUCUCUUCUUCUGAUCUGUGUUCGGAAUAGAUUAACAUACGCAGCAUAUUAGCACUGGGCUAAGCCUUAUUCUAAUAAUAUCUUCUUUGUGAUACCAUUUCUCUGUUUUAAUUUUAACUCACAGCAUUUUGUUAGAGGUAGCAUGGAUGAAUAUGAUUAUGACUGUAAAUAAACACAUGCUGUUUCCAAAUAA